AUGAAGCUCACACUCGCUACACUGACUCUCGUCGCACUCACGGCUGCUACUCCCCCUCCUGAGCCGGUUGUUCUCAAACCGGUUUCUGAGAAGGCUAGUAGUGGUUGCUAUCACUACAUAAUUCCCAAGCCAAACAACUGCUGUCUUCCUCGUCUCUGCGCCUGCAAAGAUGGUAACUACUACCAAUUCAACGAAGACGCAUGGAAACAAAAGAUGAACGGAUGUGAUCCACCCUGGGGCUAUCUCGGAAAGAAAAUGCACGACAUGCCUAGCUUCUGCUGUCGAGGAUGGAAAGCCCCCAAGCCUGUAUUUCCCGCGUAA
Molecule: messenger RNA, 321 nt
Organism: Fusarium verticillioides 7600
Lineage: Eukaryota; Fungi; Ascomycota; Sordariomycetes; Hypocreales; Nectriaceae
Exons: 3
Coding region: 1-321 (106 amino acids)
Source: RefSeq, a predicted model, not a curated record